Monopterus albus (swamp eel) is the source of this 1119-nucleotide messenger RNA. Its product is annotated as actin-related protein 2/3 complex subunit 4-like. Gene Ontology annotation, molecular function: actin filament binding. NCBI's taxonomy places the organism in Eukaryota, Metazoa, Chordata, Actinopteri, Synbranchiformes, Synbranchidae. The coding region runs from base 86 to 592 and encodes 168 amino acids. Gene Ontology annotation, biological process: actin filament polymerization; Arp2/3 complex-mediated actin nucleation. Gene Ontology annotation, cellular component: actin cytoskeleton; Arp2/3 protein complex. The record is from RefSeq and is a predicted model, not a curated record. The transcript has 6 exons.
ACCCUUAUAUGUAGUCGACUAUGUAGGAUUUACGGAAGAAGAGUCCCAGGCGUGGCUGUGGAACUUCCGUCUUUACGGCUCGAAAAUGACAGCAACUCUGCGCCCCUACUUAAAUGCCGUGAAGGCCACCCUGCAGGCGGCCCUCUGCCUAGAGAACUUCUCAUCUCAGGUGGUGGAGCGUCACAACAAGCCAGAGGUGGAGGUCAGGAGCAGUAAGGAGCUGCUGCUUCAGCCUGUGGUGAUCAGCCGCAAUGACAAAGAGAAGGUCCUUAUUGAGGGAUCCAUCAACUCUGUCAGAGUCAGCAUUGGUGUCAAACAGGCUGAUGAGAUUGAGAAGAUUCUUUGUCACAAGUUCAUGCGCUUCAUGAUGAUGAGGGCUGAGAACUUCUUCAUUCUGAGGAGGAAACCAGUAGAGGGAUAUGAUAUUAGCUUUUUGAUUACCAACUUCCACACGGAGCAGAUGUACAAACACAAACUGGUGGACUUUGUCAUCCACUUCAUGGAGGAGAUCGACAAGGAGAUCAGUGAGAUGAAACUGUCUGUUAACGCCCGAGCUCGAAUCGUCGCCGAGGAAUUCCUAAAGAAUUUCUGAUGACAGCGUUGUCCCUAGUCCCACACAAGCUGGAUAACACUCCAAGGGCCAGUCAGCACAGGAGUGGAGACUAAAGGAGUGAACAGCCAAUCAGUGAGGAGAUAAGGAAAAGGACCAGCCUGGCAGUAACACCAGUCGCACCCGUCUUGAGUGUUUCCCUGUACACGUGAAUAUCAGCGACUGUAUAUAUAAGAUAUUUACCAGUUUCAUUUUCAGCCACUUAGAACAAAUCCCCAGACAAAGGCGGGUCCUUAAGUAUUAAUGAAGCUGAUAGUCACAAAUACAGGGGCACCGAGGAGAUGUCGUUGCAAAUAAAAGGGUCAGGUUUUUGUAUUUUGUCUAUGCGAGUCUGUCUGUUCUGUGUCUUUUGUUGCAAAUUUGUGUCCAAAUUUCUCCAUUCAAGAAACCUAUGUUUGACAAAAGUAGUGUGUCUGGUGUGAAACCAUAGGGAGCAAGAGCUAUCUGUAAAGAAACCGCCAAAACCCCACAUAUGAAAAUAAUGAAAGAUAAUAAAACCCUGUUGUUUA